AUAGCACCAGGAAGGUGCGGGCUGUAUUGGGCAGAAUGGAAUUUGUUGUGGGGAAACCCAUGAUGAGGCUGGAACCCGCCCGCGUGUGAAUUCCCGCAGCUCCCGCUGCUGCUUUAUAAGCAGGCGUCGGAGCGGCAGGGCUGGCAGGAGCGUCGGAGCACCCGGGAGCACAGUCGCUGCACGCUCUGAGAAUGUCUGGCUUUAACUGCAAGAGCUUGCUUCUGGCCUCCCUGCUGGGGCUCCUGGUGCUGUCGCUCUCCGGUCCUUCCCAAGCACAAAGCAACCAAGACUGCUGCCUCUCUUACAGCAAAGGGCGCCUGCCUCGGUGGGCCAUAAAGGGCUAUACUGAACAGCUCUCCAGUGAAGUCUGCGAUAUCAGUGCAAUCAUUUUCCACACCCACAGUGGACUGAACGCCUGCGUAAAUCCUAAGGAAGCCUGGGUGAAGAAGCAUCUUCUUUGGCUGAGCCAUAAGCUCAAGAGGAUGUCAAUGUGAUGUGGUUUCCAGCAGGGAACUAAACACAGACGUGGCUGAAGAACCACUAGGUUCAAUCUCUCGGUUGAGAUCGUCAUCUUGUACACUGUUGUGUGCUUACUAACCACUGUCUCUGGCUUCUUUGGAACCGUUGAACUUCUCAGGUUGAUUCAUAUUGCAUCAUUGUUUUGCUUGAAUUAAGCAUUUUGUUAAAGUUUCUCUUUUACUUACUAAUAUGUGACAGUAGAUUACUAUUCAGCAAAGACUACCUUAAGCUAUUGUACAGAGUAUGUUUUCUAUUAGGUUUAUUGCAUAGUUUUUUUGUACGUGUGCCGUGUGCUGUUCAGCAUAUAUAAAGCAGGUUAUUUAUUCUGUUUAUUUUGUUACUUCUUUGGCACUUUCUUGCACCAAAAUAUGUUUCCUUUUAAUUCUACUUAGCAUGAUAAUACAUUUUGAACUAUUGUUAAAGUCUGUUUGUAUAAAAAAUGGAAAUUGGAGAUUUAAAAAAAUAAAUGAAUCUGUCUACAUGU
Messenger RNA from Dromaius novaehollandiae (emu), 1003 nucleotides. RefSeq names its product C-C motif chemokine ligand 20 (gene CCL20). The transcript is spliced from 4 exons. NCBI's taxonomy places the organism in Eukaryota, Metazoa, Chordata, Aves, Casuariiformes, Dromaiidae. Gene Ontology annotation, biological process: immune response. Bases 192 to 494 code for a protein of 100 amino acids. Gene Ontology annotation, cellular component: extracellular region. The record is from RefSeq and is a predicted model, not a curated record. Gene Ontology annotation, molecular function: chemokine activity.